AUGUCGACCUACAGCGCCCGUCGCGCCCCCAAUGUGUCGCAAUACAUUGCCAACCUGAACACGGUGCCCUCUGCCGCCGACCUGGCCGCCCAGCAGGAGCUCGGUGCCUUCGACGAUGACCUCGCCAUGUUCACCAACACUCAAUUCUUCGACUUUGAUGGUGACAUGGCCGCCUUCCCCGACAUGCCUCAGCAGCAGUCCCCCGCCAACAUGCAGCCCGACAUGCACAAGCCCCUCGAUUUUGGAAACGCCAACAACUUCCAAUUUCCCGACUUCUCCUUCCAGCAGUCGCGACCUCACGCCUUGCCAACCUCACCACCCAAUGGUGUCGCUAUUGCUCCCUCACCCUCGACCCGCCUGGACUUCCCUGCCCAGCAUGCACCUCGCAUGGCUCAGCCUCAGCCCCAGGCCGCUUUCUCGCAACCAUCUCCUCAAGUAGGAGACAAGCGCAAGUCGACUGUCGCCGCCAUGUCGUCGCCUGCCGAUCUCGAGGACGAAUCCCGCCUGGCUGCCGAGGAGGACAAGCGCCGCCGCAACACUGCUGCUAGUGCCCGUUUCCGUGUCAAGAAGAAGCAGCGUGAGCAGGCUCUCGAGAAGACUGCCAAGGAGAUGUCCGACAAAGUCCAGAUUCUCGAGGCUCGCGUCAACCAGCUCGAGAUGGAGAACAAGUGGCUCAAGGGUCUCAUCACUGAGAAGAACCUCAAGGGUCCUACCGCCGACUCAGAAACCACAGACGUCAAGGAGUCUGAGUCAAUAACCGAAUCGUCCAAGAAGGGUGUUGGGACCGACAAGGAGGCGGACAAGGCUGUCGAAGCUUGA
Molecule: messenger RNA, 819 nt
Organism: Aureobasidium melanogenum CBS 110374
Lineage: Eukaryota; Fungi; Ascomycota; Dothideomycetes; Dothideales; Saccotheciaceae
Exons: 2
Coding region: 1-819 (272 amino acids)
Biological process (GO): regulation of transcription by RNA polymerase II
Cellular component (GO): nucleus
Molecular function (GO): DNA-binding transcription activator activity, RNA polymerase II-specific; RNA polymerase II transcription regulatory region sequence-specific DNA binding
Source: RefSeq, a predicted model, not a curated record